AUGAAGUCAAACGAUACACAGAUUGAAAUAAUAUUCAAUAAAGAUGCGAUAAACGAAAGAUGUGCGAAGGUUUCCAGCGAUUACGAGAUAGAAACAAAGGACAUUGGCCUGAAAAGCAAGCUUGUGAUAGUAAGAGAGCUGCUCGAAGACAACAUAAAAAUUGAAGCAGACGGGCUAACGGAAGCAGAGAGCAUGUGUGUCUUGAAAAAAGCACAAGCAAAGUUUUUCUACGAAGUUGCAUACAACAUUGACAUUAGCCAGAUGAAAGAGUCUCUAGAGGGGCUGUUGUUUGCUUCGUCUGAAGAUGAGAGCUCUCUGCGUGCUCAAGUCUCCAACCAAAUAAACCAGUGGCAUGCAUACGUUAAAAGCAUAGAGAGCAAAGAAAAAGACAAAAAGUUUGAGGCGAUUGCAGAGCAUUUAGAGCUAGACAUGCACUACACAGCUCUGCACUAUGACAGAGCUACGUGGACGUACUUGAAGAAGAUCGACAAGUUUUAUAGCCUGUUUAGGCUGGACAGCGACGACAUCUACGAGCUGAGCGAGAUCUACACAGAGGCCAAGAACGAAAAAAUGUGCCUGCUAGACCACGGAAUGAAGUACAUUUACGAAAACAGAAGAAAGAUAAAAGAAGUGGCAGAGAAGAUAAAAGAAGGCGAAAAAGAAAAGAACAAAACAGAACAGAGCAAGCACGAUAUGGCCACCCAGAAUAUCUGUGCCAGCAACAUCAAGCUGAUCAGGUCUAUAUACAGACACAAGGACAGCAUUGAUGAGGGCCGCCUGGUGAUAUGGGGAGUGUCUGACAUAUUGGAAAAUGUGUGGUGCUCCUCCAACAUUCUCAUGCGCAAGUAUGAAGCAAGUGCAAUGGUGGGAGAGAAGCCCUCUCUGCUCUUUAUGCCUCUAAAGUGGAUGAAAGGCGCCUUGGGCAUGGUGCGCAGGCUCUUCAAUAGAAUGAGAACGCUGAGUGUCACAGACCAAAGAGCCUUCUACUGCACAGAAAAAAUAAAAGAGCUGGAGAAGACUUUGGAGAAAGAAAAGUACAGCCUGGAGAAAACAAAGAAAACCCAGACAGUUAAAAGCAACAGAUUGAAAGAGAUAAACAAAGAGAUGGAGUCAAAGAAAGCCUCAAGAGAAGAAGACCUUGAAGAGCUCAGAUCAGAGAAAGCGCUGGUCGAAGAGGCCAUAAAAGACCUCAACUGCAAAGCAUCCGAGGGAAAGAGCUGGAUAACACAGAUACUGGAUGACAUCAAGGCUCUGGAGGAGUACAAGAAAAAGAACACCAGUGCUCUGGGCAGGCUCCAGAAGAGGCUGCUAAAUACAACAGCCGAGCAAAACAAGUACCUGAAAAAGCAUAAAGACAGGUACGCACAGGCAUAUGGCCAGACCCUGGAGAUAUUCCCACCAGCUGGAAGUGCAUAUGCAGGGUGUGUGAAGCCGGUUGCAUAUUCUUAUCCAUACAAUAGUAUAUAUCCAUACACGUAUCCAUACAAUGCAUACCCAUACAAUGCAUAUCCAUACCCAUACAAUGUACAACAGCAUAAAAAUAGAAUAGCACCUAAUUCAGCACAGAGUGCACACCCAAUAAACCACGGGCAUGUGCAUAACACCUUACACUUAGGCCAUCAUGUCCGUGCAAAGGACUCUACAACCGCAGGACAGCACGUGAAUGCAUCUAGCACUGCAAAUGGGCAGAGAUUUGCACAGCAUGCGCAUCCUAAGUAG
This is a messenger RNA of Nematocida minor, 1719 nucleotides long. RefSeq lists its product as uncharacterized. The record is from RefSeq and is a predicted model, not a curated record. The coding region runs from base 1 to 1719 and encodes 572 amino acids. The transcript has a single exon. Lineage: Eukaryota; Fungi; Microsporidia.